Messenger RNA from Plutella xylostella (diamondback moth), 2208 nucleotides. Its product is annotated as transmembrane protein 184C. Lineage: Eukaryota; Metazoa; Arthropoda; Insecta; Lepidoptera; Plutellidae. The record is from RefSeq and is a predicted model, not a curated record.
AUGACAGUGAAAUGAUGACAGAAAACACAAAAAAUCAACAGAAAAUACAAAACUACAACUGAAAACAAAAAUAAUUAAAACCAACAAAUAAGUGUUUAUAAGUUCAUAAUAAUAUAUUGAUAGAAUAUAAUACAACUAUGUUUAUAUCUUUACUGUGUUUAUGAGUUGUUAAAGACUGUCGGUGUUAGAACUUGGAAGCUUCUUUAGAUUUGGCUUCUCAGGGCAGUGUCCGAUAACUGGUUUUAAUAGGAUGAAAGCUCACCUAUCUUUGUAAUGAUAAUACUAAUCUAAUUUAGAGCUACGGAUGUUAAUAAAUAUUGACUGUACUGCUAUGUGAACCUACAAGAUGUGUUCUACUUCAGUGUUUUCCUUCUUUAGUCAGUGGAGGCUGUGGAUCAGGCCAUUCUUGAUUGCACUUUAUGUGAUCCUGAUCAUAGUUCUAGUUCCAAUACUAAUCGUCAAAUCAAUAAACAAUGGCUUCAAGAAAUCGGACCAAGGAGCUUUAGUUGGUGGGGCAUUUGUUCUCUUAGCUUUGCCAAUAUCCAUAUGGCAAAUUAUACAACAUAUUGUACACUACACAAAGCCCUCUUUGCAGAAGCAUAUUAUAAGAAUAUUAUGGAUGGUGCCAAUUUAUGCCCUGAAUGCUUGGAUAGGAUUGAUGUUUCCAGAGCAGUCUAUCUAUUUUGAUGCUCUCCGUGAAUGUUAUGAAGCUUAUGUGAUUUACAAUUUCAUGAAAUACUUAUUGAAUUACUUGAAUGAAGAUCAAGAUUUAGAGGCAGUUUUGGAAACAAAGCCACAAAUCUACCACAUAUUUCCAUUGUGCUGCUUGUCACCAUGGGAAAUGGGCAGGGAAUUUGUCCACAAUUGCAAACAUGGUAUUCUCCAGUACACCGUGGUGAGACCAGUGACUACAGUGAUCUCCAUGAUAUGUGAGAUCAAUGGUGUCUACGGAGAGAGUGACUUCAGCCCUCGAGUGGCCUUCCCAUACAUGAUCAUUAUAAAUAACUUCUCCCAGUUUAUAGCCAUGUACUGCCUGGUUCUGUUCUAUAGGGCAAACCGGGCCGAACUGAAGCCUAUGAAACCUAUUGGGAAAUUCUUGUGCAUCAAAGCUGUUGUCUUCUUCUCAUUUUUCCAAGGAGUUCUAAUCAACAUAUUGGUAUACUCUGGGGUCAUAUCCUCAAUAUUCGACAUUGUUGAUUCUGGAGAAAUUAAAAUUAUAUCUUCUGAGCUGCAGGACUUUCUAAUCUGCAUAGAGAUGUUCCUCGCAGCAAUAGCGCACCACUACUCGUUUUCAUACAAACCGUACGUGUCUCCGCUGGACCCGACGCCCUCGUGUCUCGGCUCCUUCCUCGCCAUGUGGGAUGUGUCUGAUGUGAAGAGAGACAUCUCUGAGCACCUUGGAGUUGUUGGAAGCUCAUUCAGCCGACGGUUGCGAGGCAAGUCCAUGUACACGAUGGCUCGCGGCUACGACGAGAGCUCCCGGCUGAUGAGCGACCCAGUGGCGCCCUCUACCUCCGCGCCCCCACUCACUGUGGACGUGGAGCCGCCGCCUGACCCUCGCGCCACCACCUACGGGUCCAUAGACACCACCAUGACUACUGGAUCGACGAACUCUGAUACUGAACCCUUGAUCGACAUGUCCGAAGACCGACCUCUGCCAAAGGAUGACCCAAAAGCGUAAUUUAGCUAGCGUAAGACGUGUACAUAAUUAUGUUUCUUGUGAUGGUUUAGUUGAGUAUAUUUCUGAACUUUAGUAUUUUGUUUAUGAUGUUGUACUUAUAGGUGUUAAAGUAUUAAUUCAUGUAAAAGAGGUUGCGGGGUAGUCUUGUCACCUAUAAAAGCAUUUUCAUACGACUUGUCGGUAGUAGAACCUCAGUGCAGAAUGCGCCAAAAACUUAUAUUUAAGUAUAUUUUAUGAAGCAAACCAGUUUUUUAGAUGGAGGUUUUUAACUUAUUGAGUUGCGACAUAGUUGAGGUUCUACUGUACCUACAUUUCAAUAUAACUUACAUAUGAGUACCAUCUUUUUCGUCCUCUCCCUAUGACUUAAACAUGCAUAAUUUGUUGGUAAGUAAUAUCAUAAUAUUAUUAUACAAGCUCUAUUUUUAUAUUGUAACCUAUUGCUGUGUAGCUGACAUAACACAUCACAUUCCUAGUAUAUAAUUAUAACAAACACAUACGCAAAACAUAUUAUAUUAUAAUGCACCGUU